AUGUCAUCAUUAGGAUCUGAGAGAGUUUUAUCUAAAUCUCGACGUCGUUUUACGACAGAUACACUUUUUCGUCUAAUAACACAAUCAAAUCAAUAUGAUGAUAUUCGUUCAUCCUCUUUACAUGACAAUGAAUCAAUGUCAUCUUAUACAAAUGGACAUUUGUCUGAAUGUGAUCUGCGUCAUCUUUGGUCUCUUUUAUCACAAAUGAUCCAUAAACGCCUUCUUAAACAUGAACCAUGUCUAUUACCUGAACUCGGUGCAUUUGUUUUAAUUGAUCAUCCAUCAUUGGAUAGUGCCAUUAAUCCUAUAAAAGAACCAUUUUUUGUGUUAGAUACAACAUUUGCACGCCGUCAUCGUUUAUCGCGAAUUAAAAAACCGAAUCUAUCAUCAGCACUUUCACUUUCACUGCAAGCUAACGGAAAUUCAACACAUAUUGAACCCAAUACAUCAUUGUCGUCGUUUAAUAUGCAAACAUUAGAUUAUACGUCAUUACAAAAUGAAUCGGGUUUAACACGUGAACAAUUAAUGACGGCUAUAGCACAAAUAUUUGCUAUAAUUGAUAAAGAAAUUAAUCCAUAUGGAUAUUGCUAUUUAGAAUUUCCUCAAUUGGGGCAUUUCAAAAUUUCAUUUGGUUUGGCUACAUUUGAUUUUAGUGAGACAUUUGUUGAAGAAUUUAAAGCGACAAUUAAUAAUACAAUAAAUGAAAAAUAA
This is a messenger RNA of Rotaria socialis, 711 nucleotides long. NCBI's taxonomy places the organism in Eukaryota, Metazoa, Rotifera, Eurotatoria, Philodinida, Philodinidae. The record is from the annotation of a GenBank genome assembly.